Messenger RNA from Lampris incognitus (smalleye Pacific opah), 6086 nucleotides. It is a transcript of the gene tax1bp1a, whose product is annotated as Tax1 (human T-cell leukemia virus type I) binding protein 1a. The coding region runs from base 154 to 3033 and encodes 959 amino acids. NCBI's taxonomy places the organism in Eukaryota, Metazoa, Chordata, Actinopteri, Lampriformes, Lampridae. The record is from RefSeq and is a predicted model, not a curated record. The transcript is spliced from 17 exons.
GACGCAUCAUCUAAAUGCUUUGACAACAACGGGGGACAGUGGCAAAAACAUCGACCUGCCUGUUAUUUUUUUCCCCCGGGGAGUAAGAUAUUACAUGAUCGUACUGCUGGAAUUCACAUCAAAAGGUCAGGCAAAUGAAGUGACCUACAGGAUAUGAUGUCCUCGUUCCAGGUGGUGGACUCAUCUCCCGGCAGCAGUGUUAGCAUCAUGGAAACAUCUAACUUUGCCCAUGUCAUCUUCCAGAAUGUGGGAAAGAGUUUCCUUCCCCAAGCACCACUGGAGUGUCGUUACACGCUAACCCCGUACAUCACUCCCCACCCCAAAGAUUGGGUGGGCAUCUUCAAGGUGGGCUGGAGCACGGCGAGGGAUUAUUACACUUUUCUCUGGUCACCCAUGCCUGAUAACUAUGAGCCAGGGAGCACUGUACACAGGACCGUGGUUUUCCAAGGCUAUUAUGUUCCUAAAUCUGACGGAGAGUUCUACCAGUUCUGUUAUGUCACGCACACUGGUGACAUCAGAGGAGCCAGCACACCUUUCCUGUUCAGGUCAGCCACACCGACCGAAGAGCUGCUGACUGUUACUGAGGAUGACAGCAACUCCGACAUCCUAGUUGUCACCACCAAGACUGGCCUUCUGGAGCGCGUGGAGGAGGCACAGCAAGAGCGCAGGGAGCUGUUGAAGGCCAUGCGCCUCCUGCAGGAGGAAAAGCAGCUGCUGCAAGAGGAGCAGAAAAGACUGGCCAGGGAGAGGGAGCAGGAGAGAGAGACCUGCUGUCUGCUGAGGACCCACAACCAGGAGCUGCUGCGCUCAUCACAGGGCCUGUCAGAGGAGCGAGAGGAGGUGAGGAGGAGGCUGAAAGAGGCCACAGACCGGGUCCGUCAGCUGGAGGAGGACCUGCUGGGAGUCACCCAGAGGGGCCUGCAGAAAGAAACGGAGCUGGAUUGUUUGCGCGACCGUCUCAAUAAGUUGACAGCAGAGAGAGACAGUUUGGAGAGUCAGCUGAAGAAUGAGAAGGAUGAGAGAGACCUCUACAAGGCCCACCUGCGUAGCACAGAGCUGGAGAACACCAAGCUAAGUGCGGAGCUGCAGAUGUUGAAGGCAGUGGAGCUGAACCGGGAGGUGACCAUCGCCCAGUUCCAGGAAGAACUGGAUCGGCUCAGGGCUUGCGUGGCCCAAAGAGAUAGCCUGGAGAAGGAGCUGCUGGCACACCAGGCUGACAAGGCCGAGCUCGUCCGUGUGCGUGAGCAGCUUCGUCAGGCCGAGGAGCAGCUCCAGGCUUCCCGGCAGCAGGCUUCCCUACUGGCAUCAGAACUCCGCGACUCGACCAAUGCUCGUGACCGCAGCAUGACCGAGCUGUACCGCGCUCGCCUGGAGGCUGACAAGUUGCGUACCAGCCUGGCCGACGCACAGGCGGAGUGCCAACGCAUGGAGAACCAAUUGGACCGCAUGAGGAGCACCGCGCAGAAGGAGGUGGGCGUAGGGACGUGUGGAGAGGCUGGCCCCAGUGUAGUGGUGGUGUCUGAGGCAGAGGCCGAGCUCCAGAGGGAGGUGGAGGAGCUGAAGCUUCGCCUCCACAUGGCUGCCGAGCACUACAAGGAGAAGUACAGGGAGUGCCAGCGCCUCCGCAAGCAGGUGGCCAAAUUCAGUGAGGCACAAGGGGAGCCGAAGAGGAAUGCAGCAACUGCGACUACACAGGAGUCACUGGCCCCCAGUCCAGAGUCACCCACAGCAGGAGACAUUGCUGCCGCUGUCCUACAGGAAGCUGCCAAAGUGACAGUCGCUCCAGAACUCAGCGACAGGCAGCCCUCACACUCCGACACACACGCCACUGCACAGGAGGACAGGCAGGGCAGAGCACAGGAACCAACAAAGGAGGGGAUCAUAGCAGAGGCGGGUAACUUGGCGACCGGAGGAGAGGAUGAGGGGAAAGAUCCAAAUUCAGAAAAAGAUGAUAAGAGAGAGAGCCUGCCGGAGGAGAGCCUGAGGAUGGCCAGCUGGGUGGAGGUGGAGAGCGAGAGGCAAAGCACACUGGGGAGCAGCAGGGGGGAAGAGGAGCUCCGAGAGGCUGACAAAGAGGCGGACAGCAACAAGACAGAGGAGAGGAACAUGGAGCAGGCGGAGAAAGAGCAGACGCGCUCGGUGGAGGAGGAGCUGGCGAUGAUAGAGGAGAAGUGGAGGGAGCAGUGUGCCAUCAAUGAGACACUUAAACAGCGGCUGGCUGAAGAAGAGGAGCGCUUCAGGGUGCAGAUGGCAGAGCGAGCCAGCGAGGUGACGGAGUUGAAACUGACCCUUGCCAAGGCCCUACGAGAUAAAGAGCAACUGCAGGAGGAGCUCCAGCAGUAUGUGUCCAGACAGAGGGAGCAGGAGGCCGAGGCCCAGAGCACAGAAGUCAGACAGCCCGUUGUGCUGCGCUACCCCCUGCCAUAUCCACAGGACCCCUCCCCUCCUCCGCUGGUACCACACAGACCUGCCGAGCUGCAAUAUGGCAACCCCUACUCCACCGAAAACACACGAGACGGUGCAGAUGGUGCGCUGUCCCCCGAGCAGGUAUCUCGCCCUCCCCCUGAGGCCCCGCCCUGUGCCCCUGCCUGUGCACCCCCUGCCAUCACUCCCCCGGGCCAUGUAGUUAGUCCUGGUCCUGGGGCCGUAGCCUGGGAUAGAGAGGUCGUCUGCAUCCAGCCCUCUCGCAGCAUGAGCCCCCCCGAUGGUCUGGAGAACCCGCCAGAGGAGACCCGCAAUGUGGGUGACGGAGCUCAACCAGCCUGUGAUCAACAGUCAAACAGACGCAGUGAGGCCAGGAGCAGUUUCUGUUUCGACUCCAGCAGCGAUGUCCAUAAGCGCUGCCCACUGUGCGAGGUGAUCUUUCCGCCCCACUUUGAGCAGCGCAGCUUCGAACAGCAUGUGGAGAGCCACUGGAAGGUUUGCCCUGUCUGUUCUGAGCAGUUCCCCCUCAACUGCCAGCAGCAGCUGUUCGAGAGGCAUGUCCUCACGCACUUCGAUGGCCAUGUGCUCAAUUUCGACCAGAUCGAUUAGUAAGGGGGAGCUUGGGAAGGGGGUGGAGGGGGGGGGACGUAGCCAUCAGAUUUAGGGACGGGGCAAAUUCUUAAGCUGAAUUUAUUUGACAAGCUGUGGUCUUCAGCUUCUGGUUUGUGUGGAACGGGUAUUUUGAAGCCAGGGUUCGAGUCAGUAGCUCCGUUAGCAAACAAUCAUUAGUACUGGUAUCGCAUUCUCGGCAAAGCCCGGAAACGAUCUAGACCCCUGAGAGGAAAGGGGUGUUUGUCUUUUAGUGGCUCCACUCCCAAGGCACUCAUUAUGUUUUGAUGUGAUGGGCUCACAAUGAAAUGCAAGGGAACAUUAGUAAUAGGGGAUAAUACAAGGCUGCCAUGGCUGUUCCUUUCUUUUCUUUUACUUUAAAUGCUCAUUUGUGCUUGGAGGAAUUAUAGCAUCACCGUUACUGCAUGCAUAUGUAGUGCGUUUAAUACAACUCAUGACUGCAAAAAUUUACAACUCUGAGGGGAAGAGGACAGCGCAAGAGCGUGAACCAGGGCUUUGAAAAUCUGCACCAGGUGUGCACCGCUCUACCAUGCCCUUGUGAACCUCUGUUGGACUGAGUGUAACUCAAGAAUUCCUAUUGAAAAUAAGGAUUCGCCUGUGAAAAACUGCUGUCAGUCACUCUUGUGAGACAACGUUUCAUUAUUUGAUCGUCGGUGUUUUUCAAAGCUGCACAAGAGCUGACAUUGAAGAGCUCGGGUAGAGGGUAGAGUUAAAAAAUUACCCGCUAAACCCAAAUCCAGAAUUAUAUCUAUCCAAAUGGGCUAUAGGAGGUGUCUGAUUCUGUAUCUGUGUUUCGAAGUGUAAAGAGAAGGGAGUUUGAGGAGGGAAGGGGGAUGGAGAAGGCUACGGGCAUUUUAAUAACUUUUGAAUGGGAGGUGAUCUUGGAUUUCUCCCAGGCCGCUCACUGCACUACUGUAUGCGAUGAGGAUAUCCUGUUGCAGGCAGACGUCAGGCGAGAGGAGCACAACUCCCCCCCCCCCCCCCAUCUAUCUGCACUAAAUAAGGCUUUAUUCUGAAUGUACUGUAUAUAUGAAAAGAAGUAUAAAUUAUGGAGAGUCCUGUGUGAUCUGCUGUUGUGACCCCUGCCUCCCCUCAGUGUAUUCCCCCUCCAUGUUUUGGGUAAUGACAGAAUGAUUUCUGGUGUACACUUCCUGGUCUUUGUUCAGCGGAUGAGAAUCUGGACUGGUGUCUUCAUCUGAGUGUAGAGGUAUUUUAAUGUACAAGGCAAAUGCACUGCUAGACUCUUAGUUAUGGACACUUUGACUGUACUUUCAUGUUUUAAAGUUAGAACUGUGAUAAAUAUUUUUUUUUCCUUGUGUGUGUGGGUCCAUGUCAAACCCAAGGACGUGUGUAUUUGUAUUUGUGUGUGUGUGUGUGUGUGUGCAUACACAUGUUCACUACUCUGAUAAGAGUAUUCUCCGUCCUGCUGCUGGUCUUAUAUUUUUUUCUGCCACUUCAAAGUGAUCACUGACAGUGUUGUAUUCAGGCUUUAUAGAAAUGACACACACACACUAAAUUCACCAGUCAACUUUGUGUAUGUCAUGUCUCCCAAUGCAGCCCUUCUCACGUGAGGAUGUGGGGACGGUGGUUUACGAGUGUAUUGCAAAGAUCUUUAUGAAUAAAUUAUGCUCGUCUAAAUGCAUUUCAUAUGAAUCCGGUCCAUCAUUUUGUCUCCAAGGGUUCACCCCACCCCACCCCACCUCCACCACACGCACGCACACACACAAUGGAAGGAUAACAGUCAACCUUUCUGAGCUACAAGGUUUUUUACUUUUAUUUUGCUGUUUUUAUGUUUUUAUUUAUUAAAAGUUUCCUGUUUACAUUUAAGAAUCAGCUUCUUUUUUUUUCAUAUAGAAAGACAGUUCGACAUCUUUACAAGUCACUCUUUUCAUAACCUGUUGUCCCCUGCAUACAAAAAAGGAAACAUUGGUCUCCACGUUACAUAUGAAAAUAUAAUUUAAAAGCACUUGACAACAAACUUACAUUACAAUACAUUCACUGUACACAGUAUACUGGACCCCCCCCCCCCCGCGCGCGUGCGCAUCUCCUCCCUCCACACACAACCUCUGCUUCUCCUCUCCCAUGUGUUAAUACUGCGAGUGGCACUCUUGAAUGCUGUAGCUGAUCUGUUACCGUGGCAACGGUGGUCUCCUUGGAGCAGGGAUUUUUUUUCUUUUUUUUUUACAAGCAUUCGACAGACCCUGACUUGGAGACUCUCAGUCUCGGCCCGUCUCCACCAGUCUCUGUGCUCUGAUACCGGAGCCAAGCCAGGGGUGGAAUUGUGUGUGUGGGUGAGGGUGUGUGUGUGGGGUGGGGUGGGGUGGGGUGGAGGGGGGGUGCAGGCUAGUCAACAACCGGCCUUUUUUAAGAUCUUAACUAAGCAGUGACUGAAAGUUUACUUUCAUCAAUGGAAAUGUAGUUAGAGACGUGUCUGCCACUCCAUUUGUGCUUGUGAAUUUUGCGUAACACCUAAUGGACCGAUGGGUCUCUGCUGCCAUGCCGUCUCUUGAGGUUGCCAUGGUAACAGCAGACCGGAGGAGUGGAGGGUGCAUGCGGAUGAAAGGUUAAUGAGCCCACCAAAAUGAACACAUGACAAAUUCUCGGACGUCCAACAUUUGACAAAAUCAAAACUUGGUGCAUGAUGGGAGAAUGACAUCAUGAAUGGGUCUUGGCAGGGAUGCCCCACCACGCCUUCGUUUUUCUAGAGGCAAUAUAUGAUGAGAUCCCAGUUAGGGGUAACAAGUUGGCCACCGCAACACAACAUGAUGCAACGCCAUCCUCUUCUCUCCUGCUCCACGGGAGUUACAACAUCAGCCUGGCACAGAAACAUGACAGAUCAGAGUACUAAGUAGCACUAGAAUGCAGAGAAGAUGUAAUACUAUAAAUCUGAUGACUUGGACACUGCAAAAAAAAAACCUUUACUACAAAGUAACACGCUCACGCAAUAUUAUGCACACACACACACACACACACACAUACAAACAAUGUAGUGGAAUGCUGCGGUCUACAACGCACACAGACAAAAAGGUAGU